AUGCAGGCACACGAUCAAAACCUCGCAGAACAACUGCGGGAUCUGAAACAGCAACUCGAGCAACUGCAGUCACAUGGCCAACCAGCUGGAUUCUCAUCGCAAUGCGUGCAACUUCGCAUUCCGAAAUUCAACAAAACAAAUCCUCAGCUUUGGUUUUCUCAGUUGGAUCGCCUAUUUCAUCUGCAAAAUGUCACGGACGAUAACAAAUUCGACAUUAUAUCUGUGAAUUUGGAGGAGGAUGUAAUUGCCAAACCACCGCUUACAAACAACUAUGCCACUUUAAAGCAACGCGUGCUUGACAAAUUCGCAGAAUCAUCAGACUCAAAGCUGAAAAGGCUUUUGCGUGGCCGCGAAACUGUUGGCAAGAAACCGUCAGACAUCCUUGACCACAUGCGGCGUUUAGCACCAACCACGGGCUGCGAAGCAGUUAUUCGAUCGUUGUUUUUGGCGGAGCUUCCAAACUCGAUCAGACCGUUCAUUUCGGUAUGGGACGAGAACAACCUUGACAAAUUGGAGGAGAUUGCAGAUAAAAUGCUUGAAGCUAGCGGGCCAGGUUCUGCAUUUGUUGAGUCAACGGCACUAACAGAACAGCAGCACCAAGUUGAUGCUCUGAGCGGCAAGCAAACCGGCAUGUCAGAAGUAACAUCGGCAUUACGAGCGCUCACUACAAAAGUCGACAAGCUUCAGGAACAGUUACGCCAAUCAAAACAUGCGUAA
Messenger RNA from Drosophila albomicans, 717 nucleotides. RefSeq lists its product as uncharacterized. The transcript has a single exon. NCBI's taxonomy places the organism in Eukaryota, Metazoa, Arthropoda, Insecta, Diptera, Drosophilidae. The record is from RefSeq and is a predicted model, not a curated record. The coding region runs from base 1 to 717 and encodes 238 amino acids.